Molecule: messenger RNA, 1092 nt
Organism: Eurytemora carolleeae
Lineage: Eukaryota; Metazoa; Arthropoda; Copepoda; Calanoida; Temoridae
Product: alpha-tocopherol transfer protein
Exons: 12
Coding region: 12-953 (313 amino acids)
Cellular component (GO): membrane
Molecular function (GO): phosphatidylinositol bisphosphate binding
Source: RefSeq, a predicted model, not a curated record
UAAGAAUAAAAAUGGCGGAUCUGAUAAAUGCACUGAGUACGGCUGAGCUUGUUGAGUAUGCUAAAAACGAGUUUGGCGAGGAUGAAACACAAAUGAAGAAAGAUGUAGACUCAUUGCUACAAUGGAUUGAUAAAAGUCCUCAUUUGCAAUCUAUUAGAAAAGAUGAUGCAUUUUUGCGAGUUUUCCUGCGAGGUUGCAAAUACAGCCUCGAAAGGACAAAGGAGAAAAUAGAUUUUUUCUUCACCGUCCGAGGGAGCUGUCCUGAAUUUUUCGCUGACUGGAAUCCAGCUCUCGUAAAUGUUAAAACUGUUAUAAACGCGGGGAUAAUUAUUCCUUUACGAGGAUAUGACAAGCAGGGUAGGUAUGUUCUACUUCUCAAACCUGGAAAUCUAAAUCCUUCAACUUCAAAACUCGAGGAUUUACUCAAGUGCAACAUGAUGUUAACUGAGCUUGCUAUGCGAGAUAAUGCUCAAGCUGUUCUGAAGGGUGUCAGUAUUAUACAGGAUAUGUCAGGAAUGACGGCCGGACAUGCAUCUCUGAUGAGUGCAUCUCUAGCUAAGAAGAUUACUACUAUUUUUCAAGAUGCAUACCCUAACAAGCCAAAGGCUAUCCAUGUGCUGAAUGUGCCCGGGAUAAUGGAGAGUUUACUCACAUUGAUGAAUAGCUUGCAGAAGCAGAAGAUGAGAGACAGGCAGCAUGUGCAUCCUAAGGGUGAUUAUUCAAAACUUGUUGAAGAGCUUGGAACUGACAUUCUGCCAAAGGAAUAUGGAGGAACAAACGGAAUACUAGAUGAGCAUCGUGAAUUCUGGAAAACUGAGGUUGUGAAAAAUGCUGAUUGGCUUUUGCAGCAAACAAAGUAUAAAACGGAUGAGAGCAAAAGACCUGGUAAGCCUAGAUCACAUGCGGAUCUAUUCGGUAUUGAGGGAUCUUUUAGAAAACUGGAAAUAGACUGAUUCCCAUUGAUUUGCUAAAACUGACUGAUUCCCAGUACAUAUCGCAUCUUAUGUAGUGUUACCCAUAAAGGAUCAUGGUGAACUAAUUAGCACUUAGCGCAUUUGUUAAUAUCAUAAUAUAAUUUCUUUAAUCUUUCAA